This is a messenger RNA of Aspergillus fijiensis CBS 313.89, 1028 nucleotides long. RefSeq lists its product as uncharacterized. The record is from RefSeq and is a predicted model, not a curated record. The coding region runs from base 1 to 633 and encodes 210 amino acids. The transcript has 6 exons. NCBI's taxonomy places the organism in Eukaryota, Fungi, Ascomycota, Eurotiomycetes, Eurotiales, Aspergillaceae.
AUGACGGAUGAAUCAUUCAGGGGAGGGUGGAAGUGGAAGUGGAGCUUCAUCUGGCCGGAAACGGGCUUCAGUUUCUCGACCUGCAUCCAUCAUCUGAUACUUAAACAAGGUGGUGUGGAGACGGAUGUUCAGUUAUUGGCUGGCCGAGCCACCCAUCGGUACUGUGGUUUAGUGGUGUCCCAAAGUGCUAUCAUCUCAUCCGGAAACCUCCCCUUAUCCCUAUCGCGGGCGCCCGCCCACCUCCCCCAAAUUAGUUGGUCAUCAUCUCCCCCAUUCAUCUGCAUUCCAUCUCUCCAUCUUCCCUCUCUCAUCCUACUCUACCUUCCUACCUUCUACCUUCCACCUUCUUCCUUCUUCCUUCCCCUCCUCCUUUCACCACCUCCCUCUUCACUACGCUUCGCUUCGCCUCCUCUCUUCUACAACCUCAUCCGACCACCUUCCUCACUCCUCAGCUCCAUUGCACCUUCCUACCCGAUACUCCCUAUCUACUACCGACUACCGAUUCCCGACUACUCGCCACCCCGUCCUCAACAACAACCUACCGCUCCCACUAGCUCUUAUUCCAUCUGCUCCUCUUCGCUCAUCAUCGUUGCGACACGAUACAGUGCUUUGACAAGUUCCUCGUCUGAUUAGACCAACGUCGUGAUCUUCUCCACCUGCUCUACUUCAGAACAACCCGCACUGGUUUCGUCGCCAACAGCUUGAUCGAACCUCUUUUCCUCGGCUGUCUCGUCUUUUGCCUGGCCUUCCCAACACCUACCCCCCCGUGACUCAUCCGUGCUCCCAAGCCAACCACGUCGAGAGCUUCCUCGGACCCACGUUUCGUCGACCUUACAGCAGACUGUCCUUUGAAGCCUUGCUACGUUUCGAUUGCAGACAAUACGUGUGAGGGUGUCGCUCCGCUCUGAGGUCAACACUGCUUUGUUGUCCAUCCGUUCGCCGCGCAACCUUGGCCGGGUGCUGGUAUUCGGUUCUUCAGCUUGCCCACUCACGGGACAGAAGACCUUACCUACCAGUUGUCCAAAGCC